Messenger RNA from Cuscuta europaea, 1710 nucleotides. NCBI's taxonomy places the organism in Eukaryota, Viridiplantae, Streptophyta, Magnoliopsida, Solanales, Convolvulaceae. The record is from the annotation of a GenBank genome assembly.
UGGGGCAUGAAUUGAGGGUUUCUUUCUUGGUCAUUAUCUUCUUCUUCUCAUUCACAUCCAUCUGUACGGUGAAUGGAGACCAUAACUAUAGCGAUGCCCUGUCUAAGUCCAUUCUGUUCUUUGAGGGCCAAAGAUCCGGCAAACUCCCGUCGACGCAAACUAUGAAGUGGCGAGGUGAUUCUGCCGUCGACGACGGUUCCUUGGCUGAUGUGGACUUAUCCGGCGGAUACUACGACGCCGGCGACAAUGUGAAAUUCAACUUUCCGAUGGCCUUCACUACAACAAUGCUGUCAUGGAAUGUAUUGGAGCACGGCAGGCGAUUGGGCCCUGAAUUACAGAACGCACGUGCUGCGAUCCGAUGGGCCGCCGACUACCUGCUCAAGUGUGUGACUGCCGCACCCGGCCAGAUCUUCGUCGGCGUCGGAGACCCAAAUUCCGACCACACUUGCUGGGAACGACCGGAAGACAUGGACACUGUGAGGAGCGUUUACUCUAUUUCGUCGGAGCGUCCAGGGUCUGACGUGGCAGGAGAAAUGGCUGCCGCGCUGGCUGCGGCUUCCCUGGUUUUCCGGAGAGCCGACCCGGCUUAUUCCAAGAAGCUUCUGGGUAAUUCAGUUGACGUGUUCUGGUUUGCAGUCCAGUACGAAGGAAAAUAUAGUGAUCAACUGAAAUCUGCAGUUUGUCCUUUCUAUUGCUCUUAUUCUGGAUUCAAGGAUGAGUUAAUGUGGGGAGCAGCUUGGCUCUUGAGAGCAACCAAUGAUGACUCAUACUACGAAAUCAUCAAGGCCUUGACAGUCGAAUCACCAGACAAUUUCAGUUGGGACAACAAGGUUGCUGGUGCCUAUGUCCUUCUGUCCAGGAGAAGUCUGUUUGCAAAUGGCAAAAAGUACCAAAACUACGCACAACUUGCAGAGGACUUUAUGUGUAAAAUCCUUCCGGACUCCCCUUCUCUCACUACACAUUAUACAAAUGGUGGUUUGAUGUACAAGUUGCCACAGAGUAAUCUCCAAUAUGUGACAUCUAUAUCAUCCUUGACGACAACAUAUGCAAAGUACAUGGCUUUCAGUAAAAAGACCUUCAACUGUAACAAUCUCGUAGUCACUCACAAUACCCUGCGAAGCUUUGUAAAAAAACAGGUGGACUACAUUUUGGGAGACAAUCCAUUGAAAAUGUCGUACAUGGUCGGGUAUGGGCCAAAUUAUCCAAAAAGGAUCCACCACAGGGCAUCCUCCAUUCCAUCAACGGAAACACAUUCGAACUCUGAUGGUUGUCACGGCUUUGAAUCAUUCUUUUCGGCAUCAGACCCAAACCCGAACAUCUUAACCGGAGCCAUCGUUGGGGGUCCAGAUCAAGACGACAACUUUCCGGAUGAUCGGACGGACUACAGCCAUUCGGAACCUGCUACAUAUAUUAAUGCUUGCGUUGUGGGCCCUCUAGCUUAUUUUGCUAAUCGCUUGAGAAGCUGAUUCAGGCCGGGCACAUUAGUGGAUUUUGGUAUUAUAUCAAGGAGCCAAUAUAUACUUAAUCAAUCACCUCCUAUGUAAAACAACAAAAUUUUAUGGUACUUGAAUCGUAAGACAACAAAAUUCCCAUGUUUUUGUUUUUAUUCUAUUAUUAUUUGAAUGAGAAUGACUUCUUGUACAAACGAUGAGAGGAAAUUUGUCACUUAUAUACAUUUAUGGUGGGAACGACACUCACCUAGCAGGAUGG